Molecule: messenger RNA, 1299 nt
Organism: Candidula unifasciata
Lineage: Eukaryota; Metazoa; Mollusca; Gastropoda; Stylommatophora; Geomitridae
Source: the annotation of a GenBank genome assembly
AUGACGUCAAAAUUUUCUGGGCUUGGAAUGGCUCUCCAAGAGCCGUUAUUUGAGCCAAAUCUUUCUGAAGAUACUGAAGACAGUAGCACCUACUCUUUAACAACUGUGAGUGAAAAUGACAAUGUCUAUAAGGAAGUCUGUAUAGACUUUGAUAAUGCUGACUUGACUGUUUUGAAAAUUGAGAGGCUUACUAACUCUCAUUUGUGGAAACGCUAUGAGACCGAGAGGAACCUAAUGAUUAAACAGAGAAGAAAUUUAGAUCCAGAUUUCACACUUAAUGAGAAGUAUCUUUAUCAUGGCACAAGUGCGUUGAAAUCUUUCAUCUGUGAAGAGGGUCUGGAUUCCCGAAUGUCUAAGGAAGGCUGCUUUGGCAAAGGGGUUUAUUUUAGUGACUUCCCAAGGAAAUGUGUCAAAUAUGCAGAAAGGGGAGAAAAUUCUGAGUCUUUUAUUUUACUCGUAAGAGUUAUCCGUGGUACUCCCAAGAUUUAUCCAAAAGGAGAAAAGGAUAGAAAGCUAGUUAGAGAACCUGAAAAGACUCCACCUUACAAAGGCUACAGAUUUUAUGAUUCAGUUGAGGGCUGCCCUGUCAACCACAAAGAGUUUGUGGUCUAUGAAAGUCGGCGAGCGCUUGUGGAGUGCAUCAUCACAUUCUCCAAAAAAAGUACUCCUAAAGCAGUUUCUGAUAGCUUGCAGCCGUCCGUUGUUGCCAGGAAUGAAGCUUUUAGUGACAUUGAUUCGGAUUUUUCAGAUUCUGACACUGAUGCACCUACUGAACGGCGCCGUGUGGAUGAAUAUGCUGAUGACAGGAGUCAGAGCUCUGAUGAUGAUAGUGAUGAGGACAUUGCAGGAGCCAACGACAGUUCUGCAGAAGUUUUGCUGAAACAGAAACAGGCGGAAUUUCGAAAGAAGACUGGAGUAAUGGAUGAUUACAUUGUGGAUCAGUACCUUCUCAGAGGAAACCUGAGUGUCUCAGAAGCUGUUAGGUUGUUUAGAGAAAAGCCCAAAGAUGGUGAACUGGCAUACAGAGAAGAGAUACCAGGGCGCUCUGAGCUAGAAUUGGAGUUAGAGCAAGCCAACAAGAGACCGGAACAUCCUGCCCCAGGUUCCAGUGAAUGGCAGAGAUUGAGUGAGGAAGAUAAGGAAGAAGUUAUCAAGAGUCUGGUGGACGAUUUCCUCAGUGUCACUGGCAUGACAGAAAAAGACUAUGCCAGGACACGUCUGUCGUCAGUGAACUAUAGCCUGGACCAUGCAGUGCUUGCCCACUAUGAAGAAAUAUCAAGCGAAUUUGGUAUUGUGUAA